GGGUCGUUCUCGCCGUUCCCUCCGCAGCCGAUACCGCCCGCGCUCGCUCCCGCCCCCGGCGCGACGCCCGCUUCUGGGAACGGGGCGGCGGCGGCGUUUGCCCGCGGCGAGCGGGGGGCGGCAGCGCCCGGCGGGGCUGGGGAGGACCAGCAGGAACGGGGUCUCCUCUGCUUUCCUCACCGCCGGUUUCGAGAGGCGGCGGCGGCCGGGGGAAGCUAGCCCGGGGCGUCCUCGGCUGCGGGCCCCGGCAGCGGGGCGGCCCCGCCCCGAGGCAGAACGAUGCCGGUGAAGAAGAAGAGGAAGUCCUCGGGGGCGGCGGCGGCGGCGGACGACACCGGCCUCAAGAAAUGUAAACUCGGCAGAUCACAAGCAUCUGGUAAAGUAAUAAGCGGAGAGGAACAUUUUUCAAGCAAGAAGUGCCUGGCUUGGUUUUAUGAAUAUGCAGGUCCUGAUGAAGUUGUAGGCCCUGAAGGAAUGGAAAAAUUCUGUGAAGACAUCGGUGUUGAACCUGAAAAUAUUAUUAUGCUAGUUUUAGCCUGGAAACUAGAGGCUGAAAGCAUGGGAUUUUUUACCAAGGAAGAAUGGUUAAAAGGAAUGACCUCAUUACAGUGUGACUGUACAGAAAAAUUACAGAGUAAAUUUGACUUCUUACGGUCACAGUUGAAUGACAUUUCAUCCUUUAAGAAUAUCUACAGAUACGCCUUUGAUUUUGCAAGGGAAAAAGACCAGCGAAGUCUUGAUAUUGAUACUGCAAAGUCCAUGUUAGCUCUUCUGCUUGGAAGAACUUGGCCACUGUUUUCAGUAUUUUACCAAUACCUGGAGCAAUCGAAGUAUAGAGUCAUGAACAAGGAUCAGUGGUACAAUGUACUAGAGUUCAGCAGGACUGUCCAUGCAGAUCUUAGCAACUAUGAUGAAGAUGGUGCAUGGCCCGUACUUCUGGAUGAAUUUGUUGAAUGGCAGAAAGUUCGUCAAGCGUCAUAGCAAGAAUUCAAAAGAAAAUGCAGAAGUUUUUUUUGGUGCCCGCCUGUACACAAAGUAAUGAGAAAAACAAAGGAUUGCAUUUUCAUUCAUAAGAAAGACUUUACAGUAAUUUUUUUCCUUUUUUAAGGAGACUUUCUUGUUACAUGUGAUAUGGGCAUUGAACCACACCUCUUCUGAGACUGAAAGUUGGAGUUCUUGUUUUGAGUCUUAUGUUUAUAGCAUUUAUUUCAGAACAAUAAAGAUUCAGAUUUGUGACAAAGGC
Hirundo rustica (Barn swallow) is the source of this 1243-nucleotide messenger RNA. It is a transcript of the gene DCUN1D5, whose product is annotated as defective in cullin neddylation 1 domain containing 5. Gene Ontology annotation, biological process: positive regulation of ubiquitin-protein transferase activity; protein neddylation. The record is from RefSeq and is a predicted model, not a curated record. The transcript is spliced from 8 exons. Lineage: Eukaryota; Metazoa; Chordata; Aves; Passeriformes; Hirundinidae. Bases 280 to 981 code for a protein of 233 amino acids. Gene Ontology annotation, molecular function: ubiquitin conjugating enzyme binding; cullin family protein binding; ubiquitin-like protein binding. Gene Ontology annotation, cellular component: ubiquitin ligase complex.